This is a messenger RNA of Cetraspora pellucida, 1776 nucleotides long. The record is from the annotation of a GenBank genome assembly. NCBI's taxonomy places the organism in Eukaryota, Fungi, Glomeromycota, Glomeromycetes, Diversisporales, Gigasporaceae.
AUGGGCCAUAGGUUACAUGGUGGAUCAACCCUGCAAGAUAGUAUGGAGUUCAUGGAGGGAACUGCGAUCCUCAAUUAUAACGAUGAUCUCAUCUUUUAUCCAGUAUAUUCACCAAAAACCCACGCACUGGUUUCCAUAGAAUCCGUUGAAAAACGAGAAAAUACGCCAAUAUUUUCAAACCGCGGAAUUAAAGCUUCAGCGAAUAUUAAAGAAACCAUUAAUGAUCUUUUGAUAAAAUCCAGACUUGUCAAAAAAAACUUCGAUACCAUUUUAGCAUUCCGAGAAAUGACAUGGUGUGGUAUUCAAGGAAUAGAAAAAAUAUCAUCUUCAUGCUUUAAAGGCAUAUUUACGGCCGAGCACGUAAAUUCAUUCAGGAAUAAUCAAAGUGAUGAAACCAUUUUUAUAAAAAGAAAUUUAUUCCAAAUUUCUGGAUUUUAUCCGAUUUUUGAAGUUAUAUCUGGGUUAACAUCACUUCAAAUUUCUGAUUCUUGGCUGAAUGCAUCGAAUCAACUCGCUAUUGAUGUAGUUAAUUAUAAUGUGCCACCUAUCGCCGUUAUUUGUGGACAUCGAAACGUUGGAAAAUCAACUUUUGCUAGAUAUUUGCUUAACAAUAUGCUUAAUUUUUGUCCUAAAGUUGCUUAUAUUGAAAGCGAUGUUGGACAAUCAGAAUUUACGCCAUCCGGAUCCGUAUCUCUCAACAUAUUGAACUCACCUAUUUUUGGACCGCCAUUUACUCACAUCCAACAACCUUAUAGAUCUUAUUACAUUGGUAGCAAUACUCCUCUUGACGAUCCCGAUUAUUAUUUGGAUUGUUUACGUGAAUUGGUAAUCGUUUAUCGUCGUGAUAUCGCCUGUGGUCCAGACUUUGGCAUGCAUGUGGACGAAGAGGUUCAACGCAUUCCAUUAAUUUUAAAUACGCACGGGUGGAUAAAAGGAAUGGGAUAUGAUCUCAUUCUUCGUAUCCUUGACUUUACUAGGCCAACACAUUUAUUUCAAUUUUAUUCAUCAAUUCAUUCGUAUCAAAAUCUUCCACCAUUUCCUACUUCCGUCAUAUCCCCACCAAAUGAAGAUCCACCUAAAAUUGCAUUGGUUGAAACAAUUGAUCCUUCUGAAAUUUCAACUAAAUAUACAGCAGCAGAUCAUCGUACUUUAGCUUUACUUUCUUAUUUUUAUUCUACGCCUGCUAUGCUAACUAAACAAGAAAAUACCAAAUGGUGGCAAUUUGAUAAACCAUUGAUUCAUCAUUCUCCAUGGUGUUUGGACUGGACCAAAGGAUUGACAAAGGGGGUUUUCGUUUUCUCGGGAGAUGUUCCUUGGAGUCAACUUUUGUAUGUGUUAAACGGUUCAAUUGUUGGUUUAGUUGGAAAUCUUCUAGAUGUAGACGAAAGUUUUGAAAUAGUUGAUGGAUCAGAAACAUCACAAGGAAAAGGAAUAAGUAUUCAGCCUCCACGUUAUUUUCCAUGUCCAAAUUAUCCACCCCCGGAUCCCUCUGAAUAUACAUUUUUAGGACUUGCUAUUAUACGAUCUAUAGAUCCAGUUGCUCACACCUUUCAUAUUCUAACACCACUUUCAUAUGUAGAGUUACAGAAAACAAGUCUCAUUGUAAAGGGGUCAUUAGAUUUGCCUACGUGUUUCAUGUUGGAUCAUUCAAAUAAUAUUUCAACUGGUGUUUGUGGCGUGCCGUGGAAGAGAGUGCCUUAUAUGAAUUUAGAGGCUAGGGAAGGCGUUGGGAACGCUGCUCAAAGAGUUAGAAGACGAAGUAAAAAUAAAGAAUAA